GAUAACAGAAUAAAGAAGCUAAAAUGGCUGAAGAACCAGUUAUUCCAAGUUCUUUUAAUGCUUCUGAUGUGUAUGAUCCAAUUGGUGAGACUGAGAAGAGAUGUGAGAAGUUAGAUAUACCAGCUCCUUUGGCUGCUUUCUUCAGAAAGACAGAGUUGCAUAGGAACUUUCAGCAGAUAAUUCAAGACCAAAGUUUGUUGGAAAAAGUUGCUGCCAACUAUGUAAUUGUUAAAAAAAUUCUUAGUUUCUUGCCAUGGCAGGACAAGAUAAUGUGUAAGAAUGUUUGCUCAAUGUGGAGGUCAGCUGUGAAUACAUUACAAAAGGAACAGAUUGGUCCUGCUGACUUUGCUAUCAGUUUGAGACUGUGUCACAUUAAAAAUGGUCUGCAGUUGGUACAGUCUGAUGUCUUCUACACUGAACCACUAAUGGUGUUAGUAUUUGGCAAUAUGGGAGGUUUUGGAGUCACUUACAAAUGUGAGACAUUACUAACUUGCCCUUGUGAUCCUCCUUGUGAAAAGAGUCAUCACCUUAUAGAUUUGGUGGAUAAUGUAGUGGUGGCUCCGAAGAAAUGCAUGCUGGCAGUGAAAGUCUGUGACAUAUCAUAUAAACCUUUGAAACCUUCAAAAACCAACCACUUGACAGUUGGCAGGAAGUUAUGUAGGAUCAGUGGCUUCAUAGUAGGAAUGUACAUACCAGUUAUACCAAAUGUGAAUUUCCAAAUCAUUAACAUAAAGUGUAUCCGUGAUAUCAAAACAGUCUUCAUGAAGACCAUAGACAAACUGGCUGAGACAGACUAUAUUAAGGGUGCACUGGUCUUUGUCAAUGGAAGUUUCAUCCUGCAUUCAGUGGAUGAUAUAGUCUUUUUAAAUUAUUUGAAAGAGGUGCAGCCAAAUGUACCAUAUGCCUUAGGAGGAUGCAUAGUGGAAGACACAGUGUCCGACAGGGAUGAUAUGAACAUUAUGAUAGAAGGAGUGAAUACUGGUAAAGAUCUAGUGACCGAGAACAUUGUAUCUAUUGGAUUGUUCUCUGUCCCCAAAAGUUUUAUUGAUGCUCCACCAGAAAAUGGCUGUAAUUUUGACAUGUUCUCACUGAUAUUAGAAUCCUCUGACUGGUCAAAAGCUAAGAUACAGAGUGCUAUUAAUGAGUUUGCGAAGAAAGUUCCUCACUUUGAACACAGUGUGGUUAUCAAGAUGUCGUGUGUGGGUCGUGACAAUAAGCAUGAUUAUGAGCAAGAACUCUUCCGGGCAGCAUUCCCAAAUACACGUCUAGCUGGUUGCUAUGGAAAUGGAGAAUUAGGUAUCAAUCACCCAGAGCGCUUAAAACCUGAGAGCUUCACUAGUGUCAAACGUCACCGAGCUGAUCCUGGUCCUGCAUUUGGUAUUAUGUAUUCUUAUUCUACAAUAUUUGUUUACAUUGGUUGGGGUAAUAUAGUAACACCUGCUCAGUCUACCUAAGAUCAAAUAACUUGUAAUUGUUUUGAUUUUCAAGAUUAUUCAUUACAUCACUACCUUAUAGAUUUGUCAUAAUUAGGUGUAGCUUUAUACAAAUACCGGUGUGUUUUAUACUUUUUCAUAUAGAUGUUUUGAGAGCUUAUACUAUUGGUAAUCCUAUGAUACAUAUAUUCUCUACCAAAGUGUAAAAGAAUUUAUAAAAUAAGAUGUAGUCUAGUUUAAGAGAAUCAAGGACCUGUUGGAACAUCUAUGUAAUCAGCUAAUCCAGAUACCAUUUUAUAAGUUGAUGAAGGUUAGACUGUAUGUAGACGAACGAAUAAAUUAAGCUGUAUAAUAUCAAUUUUUUAUAAUGCACUUUUUGAACACUUCCCCAGAGGGGAUAUUACUAAGUAUAACUAUAUAACUUAUGUAGGUUUUAAGUAUAAGUAAACAUUUAUGCUUCCUUCAGCGAUGUCGUGCAUUGAGAUGCUACAAUUUUUUGUAUAAUGAGCCUACAAUUUUUAAGUGUUUUUUUUUAUUUUGGCCUCUGUGCUGUUACCAAGUGAUUGUUUACUUUUUAAGUACUUUCUGUGUUAGAUAUGUAAGGCUAUUUAUUGACGCUAGCCCUAGUUGUAAGUGUAUAAACUACGCCUUUGUAGAUAUUGUUAUGAUACCUAUUAUAUAUUUAUUUAAUGAUGCACAAUUGUUAACAACCUUCAAGACCUACAAUUUUAAUUGAGUUUAAUACUUCCUAAACCAUUUAGCUGAACUAGUUAUCACCUCCUCAGAAUUUGCCGAUGCAAAUCUCUCCUUUGAGCUAGCAGUUAUGAACAUAAAUAGUAAUUCAAAUCUAUAAACGCGUAGUUCAUACAUCUUCGAUUGUUGCUCCACUUUUAUUUAUUAUUGAAGCUUUUACUGCAAUGCUUUUAUUUUCUAUAAGGUUUUUUUAAGUACAAAGCCAGGAAACAGGUUCUUCUGUAGGUACUAUAUUUAGUGCAUUACACUUUUUUGCAGCUUAUUAAGUUAAUUACCAUAAUACUUCAUAAAUAAUUAGGAUUUUAAAUUUUUUACUCAACUAAGAAAAUUGUGAAGUAGGAAUUGGUGUAACAUUAAUUGAAAAUUAAGAACAAAUAAAAAUAAUCUAUUUAAAGUUUCUGUUCUGGUACUAAUUGCGAUUUCUGUAGUUGUGUUUCCUAAAUAUGUAAUUAAAGUCACCCAUACUGA
Spodoptera litura is the source of this 2654-nucleotide messenger RNA. Its product is annotated as F-box only protein 22. The record is from RefSeq and is a predicted model, not a curated record. NCBI's taxonomy places the organism in Eukaryota, Metazoa, Arthropoda, Insecta, Lepidoptera, Noctuidae. Gene Ontology annotation, molecular function: protein binding.